Messenger RNA from Frankliniella occidentalis (western flower thrips), 3699 nucleotides. RefSeq names its product semaphorin-2A-like. Lineage: Eukaryota; Metazoa; Arthropoda; Insecta; Thysanoptera; Thripidae. The transcript is spliced from 9 exons. Gene Ontology annotation, biological process: semaphorin-plexin signaling pathway; axon guidance; neural crest cell migration. Gene Ontology annotation, molecular function: chemorepellent activity; semaphorin receptor binding. The annotation marks the transcript as partial. The record is from RefSeq and is a predicted model, not a curated record.
UCCGACCAGUCGAACCUGACGCACCUGCCACGCCACGAGUACGUCCCGGGGGUUGGCACAGGGGUCGCAAAGUGCCCUUACGACCCUUCGGACAACUCUACUGCCGUCUGGGUGGAGCGAGGCAAUCCUGGUGACUUGCCCGGCCUGUACUCGGGGACCAACGCCGAGUUCACCAAAGCCGACACCGUCAUUUUCCGCACGGACUUGCACAACCUGACCACGGGGAGGAGAGAAUACACUUUCAAGAGGACAUUGAAGUACGACUCCAAGUGGCUCGACAAACCCAACUUUGUGGGCUCUUUUGACAUCGGAAAUUAUGUCUACUUCUUCUUCCGUGAGACGGCAGUUGAAUAUAUCAAUUGCGGUAAAUCAGUAUACUCGCGAGUCGCUCGUGUAUGUAAGAAGGAUACAGGCGGCAAGAAUAUCUUGUCGCAAAACUGGACUACCUACCUGAAGGCCAGACUGAACUGUUCUAUUCCUGGAGAAUUUCCAUUCUACUUCAAUGAAAUACAGAGUAUAUACAAAGUCCCUGGAGAUGAUAGUCGCUUCUAUGGUACAUUCACCACUUCAACCAAUGGGCUGAUGGGUUCAGCUAUUUGUUCAUUCACAAUUGAAGAUAUUGAAGAUGCUUUCCGAGGAAAAUUCAAGGAGCAGGCCCAUUCCUCCUCAGCGUGGCUCCCCGUUUUAAAUACCCGUGUCCCUGAUCCUCGCCCUGGUGAAUGUGUGAAUGACACUGAAACUCUGCCUGAUUCUGUCCUCAACUUUAUCCGCUCUCACCCACUUAUGGAUGCUGCUGUAUCUCACGAACGUGGGGUUCCCGUAUUCUUUAAGCGAGAUUUGAUCCUUACUCAUCUAGUUGUUGACAAAAUUAAUAUCAAUGUAGAUGGUGAAGAGAGGAACUAUGUUGUUUACUACACUGGCUCUAAUGUUGGUCGAGUGUACAAAGUGGUGCAAUGGAUUAAAUCUGACGGUGAACCUCAAUCUAUUCUUCUUGAUGUGUUUGAUGUGACCCCAGGAGAACCCAUUAGGUUGAUGGAAAUUUCACGCCAGCAAAAGUCGCUUUACGUUGCAUCUGACCACCGCAUUCGUCAGGUUGACCUGGUCAUGUGCAAUAGACGUUACAAUAAUUGUCUACGAUGUGUCCAUGACCCUUACUGUGGUUGGGAUAAAGACACUUCAACUUGUAAAAGCUAUGAAUAUGGUUUGCUUCAGGAUGUUUCUAAUGACACUGCUGGUGUUUGUGACUCAUCAGUCCUAAAGAAAAAGUUAGUUGUGACAUGGGGUCAGUCUAUCCACUUAAGCUGCUUUUUGAAAAUGCCUGAAGUCCUAAGGUCACAAACUGUUACUUGGUACCAUUAUUCCAAAGAGAAAGGCCGUUACCAAAUUCAAUUCAGGGCUGACAAAUAUAUUGAGACUUCUGAGCAUGGCUUAGUAAUACUAGGUGUAACAGAAGCCGAUGCUGGACGCUAUGACUGUUGGAUGGGAGGUUCGUUACUAUUAUCUUACAACAUCACUGUUGAUGCACACCGUUGUCUUUCACCAAAUAAAAGCCAAGACUACCAGAAAAUAUAUUCAGACUGGUGCCAUGAAUUUGAAAAGUAUAAAAUGGCAAUGAAAACAUGGGAACGGAAACAAGCACAAUGCAGUUCGAGGAAAAAUGACAGCAAUCAAAACGCUCAUCCAAAUGAAAUAUAUCAUGAAAGCCCUCUCCUCUGAUAAGACUUGUGUUGUCUUAUGGACUGAAGACUGAUUUGCUGCAGCACUCUCCAGUAUAAUUGUCAACCCAAUCAAGUUACUUUUGGUCUGGAGAAAUCACAUGCAAUAAUGUAUUUAAAUGAUGAGACACUUCUACUUUUGAAGACUAUUAAUAAUGUUGUGAUUGGUGUGUUGUCUGUGUGUGCUUGAGUGAGAAUUGUCCCAGUGAUCAUGAUCAAGGGUGUACCUUAGUAAAAUAAAAUUAUGGGUUAACUGCAUUCAAUGUUUUACUGGUUGCGUUAAAAAUCUACUCAUUAUUUUAAAGAUUUGUUCAAAUGAAAUAAGUUUAUCUGAGCUUCUAAGGAAAACAAUUAUUUGCUCUGUGCCUGAUAAGUUUUAACUUGUUUAUGAAAAUAAUGUAGGACUGUUCCAGAUAGUUUACAAUUCAAGGUUGCUUUCAGAUUCCCCUCUCAGCAAUGAGAACAUUCUGCUCUCUAUACAUGGGGGAAGCCAUGCAAGUGCCAAGGGUUGUUUGGAUUUUCUGAUGGAUUUGUACUGUUACAUCUAGCUUACUCACACAAUAUAAUAUGAUAUAUUUAUAUGCAAGUCAAGAUUUUUUUUGUUAAGUCAAGAAUUAUGGCAAAGACUUGCCUGUGCCCUCUCCCCACCCAUUAAUUCAUGAAGUUGUUAUCAUAGUGAAUGUUAUUUAAUUUAAGGCUAAAAUUAAUGUUUUGUUAAUGAAGGAGUGUAAAUAUUAAUGAAGUAGUACAUACAUUAAUAAGUAAGUUUUCUGUUUGAAGAAGUUUGUAUCUUCAUGUGAAAUCACAUUAAGGCUUUUUCAUCUUUAGAACACUCUUGUUGCAUAGCUUUCUUUUUGCCACCAGCUGUUCCCUAAUGUACAUUAGUAAUUAUAGAGGACUAUUUACAAAUGAAUCUCAUAUUUUUUAUGCCCUUUGUAGAAGAAUUGUGAUGAUAGGUCAUUGUAUAAUAAUGUUUGAAUGUUGUCUCUAACCCAUUCAAUUCUUUUUGUUAACAGUCGAUGACAUGUUUUGUAAUGAACCAACAAGUUUUCCUGAGCCCAUGUUUAUUGUUUCUCUUGUUUCUACUUUUAUCAUUUGCUGUAGUCUUAGUGUUCAACUUCAUCUCAUUCAUCCUUAUUUAAAGAAUGCAAAUAGUUUACUUUGUUCAUUAAAACAUUUGGAAAACUUAAUUUUGGUUCUGAUAUGAUUUACAUUCACAUUUCGUUUACUUGUCAUGGUUCAUUAAUUCUAAAUCCUUAACUCUCUUUGACUUUUACUCAGUUUCCACUUUUCAUUAAUGUUACAUCAUAGCAGUCCCUUUGUACAACUUAUUAUCUUUACCUUUAGAAUUUGACAUGUAUGAUACUCUGCAGAGAAGAAUUAAUUGAUUGGUUGGUUCAUUGAUUUUUGAAAUAGCCUUGAAAAGCCACUAAUCUGCACCAUUCUUUGCAAUUUUAAAGUCAUAUGGUUGAUCUGAUAAAAUAUGUGACAUAUCCCACUCUUAUGUAUUCUGACCUAAGUAAUUUUGAUUAAAUUUGGUACUCUAGGAUAUUUUCUUUGAAACUAGUUUUUUAAAUGGACUGAAUGUGAUGUAACAACUUAAACCGCUUUUCUGUGAUGCAUAAGAAGUUUCCUUACCGGUGGCAUCAGCAAUGAACUUUUUCAUUUUCUUUGCUGAUUUCUAUCAGUUACAUUGAGAUUAGAAAGUGUGAGGAACAAUUAAUACCUUACUAGAAUGUGACAUAGAACAUAAAAUGUCAGACAAGGUUGUCCCUUGAAUUACAUCUUCUCUGAAGACUUUAAUUGCCUUUUUACCCAGGUAGGACAUGUUUGUCAAAAUGAUGUCACAAUGAUCUCAUUUUCACGUUCAUCGUCAAGAUUCACUGCGGCUAGGUAGCUAGAUUGAGCUCAUUUUGACGUCAAAUGAGGGUCAUUGACGAGUUUUUGACAAUUGUUUUCUACCUGGGUAAGUAGUUUGGUAUUU